This is a messenger RNA of Mauremys mutica (yellowpond turtle), 2665 nucleotides long. RefSeq names its product growth factor independent 1 transcriptional repressor (gene GFI1). Gene Ontology annotation, cellular component: nucleus. The coding region runs from base 265 to 1485 and encodes 406 amino acids. The transcript is spliced from 7 exons. Gene Ontology annotation, biological process: regulation of transcription by RNA polymerase II. The record is from RefSeq and is a predicted model, not a curated record. Gene Ontology annotation, molecular function: DNA-binding transcription factor activity, RNA polymerase II-specific; RNA polymerase II cis-regulatory region sequence-specific DNA binding. NCBI's taxonomy places the organism in Eukaryota, Metazoa, Chordata, Testudines, Geoemydidae.
UGCGGAAGUUGAAGAGGAUCCAAGAAUAGUUCAGCUCGCUGUGUGUAAUUUCUAGAGCAGAACCCCGAGUGAAAUGAAACGCCCUAUUGCAGAAUGACACUUGGAUGUCACCCCGGCGAACCCUGCCAAGCUGAAUACGAGCACAUCCAAGGCUGGGGAUUUAAGGCGAUUCACGGGUGGCGCUGCUGGUGAUUUGGGGUGUCCGGGCCGCGGACACAGCCGCGGAGAGCGACAGGCGCCUCGAGGAGCAGGAGCAGCCUCACCAUGCCGAGGUCUUUCCUGGUGAAGAGUAAGAAGGCGCACAGCUACCACCAGCCCCGCUCUCCGGACGAGGACUGCAGCCUGCGCCUGGAGAGCCUCUUGGCUCAGAUCUGUGCAGACAGUAAGAUCCCGGCGGAGACGGGUCUGUGCAGCUCCGGCCUCCGGGACCCGGAGCCCCCCCGGGGCCGCGCCUCCCCGGAAUCCCACCUGAGCGAGGCCGUGGAUGGCGCUUCCGACUCGGCUCCCAGCUGCGAGGGCAGCGUCUGCGACCGAGCGUCGGAGUUCGAGGACUUCUGGAGACCCCCGUCCCCGUCCGUGUCGCCAGCGUCUGAGCGUUCUGUCUGCCCCUCCCUGGAUGAGGCGCCCCCAUUCUCAGUGCCCUUCAAGCCAUAUGCAUGGAGCACCCUGGGCAGCUCUGAGCUGAGGCAUUUGGUGCAGAACUACAGGCCCUGCCCAACCCUGGAGCGUAGCUCAGCCCUGGGGCUCUUCUGUGAGCGGAGCUCGGAGUCUGCCCUCUUUGGUGCAGACUGUGGCUCAGCCCUGAGACUUUAUAGUGACUUCAGCUCCCCUGGGCCGGGACUCUUCGAGCGGCCACCAGCAGCAACAUCCGGCCUCUAUGCAGAGGCCCAGCCUGGGCUGCAGCAGGAGAAAGGCCCAGGUGGGAUCAAGGUGGAGUCAGAGCUUCUGUGCCGCCCACUGCUGAUCAGCACUGGCUCCUACAAGUGCGUCAAGUGCAGCAAGGUCUUCUCCACCCCACAUGGCCUGGAGGUGCAUGUACGCCGCUCGCACAGCGGCACCAGACCCUUUGCCUGUGACAUGUGUGGCAAGACCUUUGGCCAUGCAGUCAGCCUGGAGCAGCACAAGUCUGUGCACUCCCAGGAACGCAGCUUUGAUUGUAAGAUCUGCGGCAAGAGCUUUAAGAGAUCUUCUACCCUUUCCACCCACCUGCUCAUCCACUCGGACACCCGGCCCUACCCCUGUCAGUACUGUGGGAAACGGUUCCACCAGAAAUCUGACAUGAAGAAACACACUUUCAUUCACACAGGUGAGAAGCCCCAUAAGUGCCAGGUGUGUGGGAAAGCCUUCAGCCAGAGCUCAAACCUCAUCACCCAUAGUCGUAAGCACACUGGCUUCAAGCCCUUUGGCUGCGAUCUGUGUGGCAAAGGCUUCCAGAGGAAGGUGGAUUUAAGGAGACAUCGGGAGACACAACAUGGUCUGAAAUGAGACCCAGCUGCGAUACAGAAAGCACCUACAACACUAUGUGAAGAGACUCCCUUGCUUCCCUGAUGGCCCUGAGUCAUGCCCUUUAGCACAGACCCUGGCAUUACGUUUUGGGGAAGGAUCUCAGGGAGGAUAGGAUGGGACACAGCUUUGAAAGUUCAACCAGAAGGACUCUGAAAGUGGAUCUGAAAGGCUGGGCUUUCUCUCUCACAACACUGGAAAAUAAAUGUUUCCAUCUGAAACCUGAAGCUCCAAGUGUGGAUAAGCUAGAAAAUAUCGGUGAGCUGGCAAGUCCUUCACCCAUGAAUCCCUUCAUCUUUUUAUUUUUGAAAUUAACUUGCAGGGAAACAGAGUUUACAUGAUAAACACACUGAGCUGUUAGGUAAUGUUAUGGAAAGUGCUUGCUUUUGUUGAGUUUAACUGUUAAAUAGGUUUAUUGACCAGUCUCUGUCUGGAGGGCUUGUAGUGGAGGAGCUGGACUGAUAUCUUGUGGCUUUCAGCACCAAGGAAUCAGCUUGGGCUUGGUUCUGAUCUCACUUACACGGGUGUAAAUCGGGACUUACACUACUGUAAAACUAAUGUGAGAAGAGAGUCAGGCCCUUGUCUCCUGUCCUUCCAGCUCUCUCUGUCUGUAUAGACAAGGCCUGGCUGGGUGAGUGUGUGUGUGUGUGUUAGGAGUGGGGUUGCUUGUCUGAAAAGGUUGGGAUUUUGCUCUACAUCAGUUGGGGAAGGAGAAGCCUAUGAAGGACUCAACAGGAAAAGCCAAAGCACAGAGUAAUGCCUUAUAACUAGGAACUCCUGAGAACAACAGAUUGCCCCUGACUGAAAAGAACAGGACCAAAUAGCAGGCACAGGCUUUCUGUCCAGAAUGACCACCAGCACCAGCACUCUGGGUUUGAUUAUAAAUAACUGGGAAGUAGCUAACAAGUUACUGAUAGACUUGUUUGUAUAUUAGGGUUUUUUAUUUUUAUUUUUAAAUGCUGCCAUGCCGAGGCUGGGCAGGAAUAAUUAUGAACGUGUAAUUGAUUGAAUUUGCCUUAAAUGACCCUGUGUGUACCUCAGUGGAAAAAUAUGCUGUUUUUACUUUGUUGGCAGGAUUGUAAAUGUCUUUAUUUAGAUUUUAUGGAGUGUCUUAUGUUUAUUGAUACAUAUUUAUUGGAAUAAUGUUUUAAAUUAAUAAAGU